Messenger RNA from Saccostrea cuccullata (small rock oyster), 1598 nucleotides. RefSeq lists its product as uncharacterized. The coding region runs from base 233 to 1540 and encodes 435 amino acids. The record is from RefSeq and is a predicted model, not a curated record. Gene Ontology annotation, molecular function: NADH dehydrogenase activity. The transcript is spliced from 9 exons. Lineage: Eukaryota; Metazoa; Mollusca; Bivalvia; Ostreida; Ostreidae.
UUAUGAUCUUAUUCAGCUGUUCAGACAGCAGUGAGCACAAGAGAGAAAGAUGAUGGACAGUGAAACUGAACUGCCAUAUAUAUCCAAAAUAAAACUGUGUUCUUGAAGCCAUAUGUAAUGAAAUUCAUCUAAAGGACUGUGAAAUAUAAAUGAACUGAAAGCUGUCUCAAAAGGACUUGAAAUAUCUGUUGAUUAUUGGCAUUGAACUUGAGAGUCAAUAUUAAUCAAAGACAUGUUAAAACUUACUAGGAAAUGUGUCUGUAUAAAGUCAACUCUUUUCCAAAGGAAUUAUUCCAUACAGACAGGAAGAAAGAAGCUUGUGAUUCUGGGAACAGGAUGGGGUGGGUACAGCUUGCUCCGGAAUAUUGAUAAGAAGAUGUACGAUGUGGUGGUGAUAAGUCCCAGGAACUACUUUUUAUUUACACCAUUAUUGGCUAGUACAACUGUUGGAACCUUAGAAUUCAGGUCUAUCAUAGAACCAGUGAGGAAUACACAUUUCCGUCAGACGGGAGACUUCCAUUUGUCAUAUGCUUCCAAAUUAGACAUGAAGAAUAAAGUUCUCCAUUGUGAGAGUGUACUACAGCCAGGACUUGGGUAUACAAUUAAUUACGACAAUCUGGUGAUUGCAGUCGGGGCUCGGAGCAACACAUUUAAUGUUCCAGGAGUGGAGAAGCAUGCUUUUUUCCUCAAGGAUAUACCUCAUGCAAGGAAAAUAAGAAAUAGAAUCAUAAACAACAUAGAGUUGUCACUUCACCCAGGGUUAGAUGAAAGUGAUAGGAAGCGGCUACUGAAUUUUGUGAUUGUUGGAGGUGGACCUACAGGGGUGGAGUUUGGUGCUGAACUAUAUGACUGGAUUCAACAGGAUGUAGCCCGAGUCUAUCACCAGAGGAAGGACCAGGUCCACGUCACCUUGAUAGAAUCCAAUCAGAUUCUGUCUUCAUUUGAUGAACGUCUCAGGAAUUACGCUGAAAAGAAAAUUAAAGAAAGAGAUCGAUUUAAGCUUGUCAAAUCAUCUGUCACAGAGGUUACAUCAAACUGUGUUAAGUUAAGUAAUGGUGAGGACUUACCAUGUGGUCUAGUGGUGUGGAGCACUGGUUUAUCACCGACAUGGUUUGUCAAAUCACUGGAUGUAGAGAAAAACAGAAGUGGACAGAUUCUGACUGAUAAAAGUUUGCAUGUGAUAGGAGACCCUAACUACAGUGUGUUUGCUAUGGGUGAUUGUGCAGACAUAAAAGACAACUCACUUCCUUGCAUAGCACAGGUUGCUGAGAAACAAGGCGAAUAUAUAGCAAAAUAUCUGUGUGGAAAGAUAGACAAGGGCAAGGACUUUACGUUUCAGAGUGCGGGAAUGUUGGCUUACAUAGGGCGUUACCAAGGGGUUUCCGAUAUUCCAAACCUGAAGAUGCAGGGUGUGACCUCUUGGUUCCUUUGGAGAUCAGCAUACCUGACUAAGCUGGGGAGUUGGAGGCUAAGAAUGCAGGUUCCCAUGGAUUGGACCAAGGCUCUCCUGUUUGGAAGGGAUGUCUCAAGAUUUGACUGAGGAAAUGUCAUUUAUUCUGACUUUAUUGGAGUUAGACUUUUUUUUAUUGAGCAAGAUG